GCGCAUGCGCACUGAGGCAUUCCUGCUGACGCGACUCCGACGAGGCGAUUUACGGUCCCGCCUGGGUGUUUUUAACGCAUUCAAUGUUAAAAUAACACCGCAGCAUCAGGACACCGAAACACCAGCCGGUUCACAGCUGUUCCUCUGAGUGACGUGUACCGCCGUGCGCGCCUCCUGCCGCCGGUGCCCGCGCUGCGCGGGUGUGUGUGUGAUCGCGAGAGCGCGCUCGUCGUGGCCGGGGCUUUGAGCAGCACGAGUGUGUGUCCCGUUAACGUCGGUCAUGUCCAAACUGGAGCAGAUCCUGAUCCUCGAGCCGUCGAGCGACCUCCGCUUCAGAGGACCUUUCACAGAUGUGGUGACCACUAACCUGAAGCUGAGGAACCCGUCCGACAGAAGAGUAUGCUUCAAAGUCAAGACCACCGCCCCGCGCCGGUACUGCGUGCGGCCCAACAGCGGCAUCAUCGACCCCGGGGCCACGGUCACCAUCUCCGUUAUGCUGCAGCCGUUCGAUUACGACCCCAAUGAGAAGAGCAAACACAAGUUCAUGGUUCAGACCAUCUUUGCCCCGUCCAGCAUGUCAGACCUGGAGGCCAUGUGGAAAGAUACUAAGCCGGACGACCUGAUGGACUCUAAGCUGCGCUGUGUGUUUGACAUGCCUUCAGACAAUGAUAAGAUGAGCGAGCUGGAAUCCUCCAAACCUGCGUGUGUGCUGAACUCCUCGAAGGCGGAGGCUGCGGCGGGACUCAGAGGCAGCAGUGUGUCCAUGGACGACACCGAGAAGAGGAAACUGCUGGAGGAGAGCCGCAGACUGCAGACGGAGGUGGGGAGACUGACGGAGGAGAACCGGCAGCUCAAGGAUGAGGGUGUGCGCAUGCGUCGGUGUGUUCCUCUCAGCUCCUCCUCCAUGCUCAGUAAGGACUCCUCCUCCUCCUCGUCUUCUUCUCGAUGUCUGCCAUCACUGCUGGUACUCAUCGCCGCCGUCUUCAUCGGAUUCUUCAUCGGGAAGUUUGUGUUGUAGAGUGUGUGUGUGUGUGUGUGUGCGGAGCGGACCAACCCUGCAGCAGCGGAGCCAAUGUGUCCGUGUACAGGAUCAUCACACGGGCCCAUCACACACACACACACACACACACACUCUCUUAAAUAUACACACACACACACACACACACACAUAUAUACAUACACAGACACACAGAAGAAAUCUCACACUCUCAGUGACACACACACACACACACACUGUCAGAAGCGGCCCGGCGUCUCGCUUCUCCUGUUUUCCGCUGUCUGUGGGGUUUUCUGGGGUCUGGAAGAAGGAAUGGUCCAUUAUCUGGAGCGUGUGUGUGUGUGUGUGUGUGUGUGUGUGUGUGUGUGUGAGUGAGUGUGUGUGUGUGUGCGCAGGCCUGGAAAGCCGCUGUCAGUCAAUAAAGGAGCUGUUUCUCUCUCUGUCUGUGGUUUGUUAAUGGGAUGUGUUCAUGUUCUUUGGAUUCUGGUGAGGAGAUGGGAAAAGCAGACACAAUCUCACACACACACGCAUGCACGCAUGCACGCACGCACACACACACACACACACACACACGUACGUGCUGAAGAAUGAGCCUUGCCAACGCCUGCACAUCGUUUGGAGUUUUCUUUAUGCAAAUGUUGAGUGAAUAAGUGAGCGUGAGCGUGUGUGUCUCCUGUGCUGUUCCACAUGCUGAAAUAAAGAUCUUCAACACUC
Molecule: messenger RNA, 1711 nt
Organism: Danio aesculapii
Lineage: Eukaryota; Metazoa; Chordata; Actinopteri; Cypriniformes; Danionidae
Gene: vapa
Product: VAMP (vesicle-associated membrane protein)-associated protein A
Exons: 6
Coding region: 281-1018 (245 amino acids)
Biological process (GO): neuron projection development
Cellular component (GO): endoplasmic reticulum membrane; plasma membrane
Molecular function (GO): FFAT motif binding
Source: RefSeq, a predicted model, not a curated record